AUGAGAAGAAUUUCAACGCUCUCGUCGUUCCUCCAUCAUCAUCGCAUCGUCCCUUCAUCAAUCCUUUUUGCUCCUUCAAUCCGUUCCUUCCAUGUUUCAAGAGCAUCAUUGUUAGAUAUUAAUGUUGAUGCCGAUUUUCAAAAGUUUGAGCAACUGGCCGAACAAGGAAAAGUUGAUGAAGUCAUUGGUGUUAUUGAAAAGGAUAAACAAGAGGGUAAAAUUACAUACAAAAACGCUUGGAGAUACAUCCGUGGAUAUGCUCUCUUGAAAAAGGAAGCAGAAGCAGAAAAGUUAUAUCAUCAAUUUUUAGAGCAAGUUGCUCCUGAGGAUACGGUUUCAUUGGUCUUUCUUCAUAGUGCCAUCCUCAACGUGUAUUUCAACACACAAAACUCGGAUAAGGCCAGCAAGAUUUAUCGCCAAAUGCCAAAGGUACCAAAGAAGAAUUUUGAAGAAUUAUUAGCACAACAACAAAAGAAGUAA
Messenger RNA from Naegleria lovaniensis, 480 nucleotides. RefSeq lists its product as uncharacterized. The transcript has a single exon. The record is from RefSeq and is a predicted model, not a curated record. Lineage: Eukaryota; Heterolobosea; Eutetramitea; Acrasida; Naegleriidae. The coding region runs from base 1 to 480 and encodes 159 amino acids.